GUAGUGAUGACGAAGAGGCAGCCAGCAACGAUAAUCAAACAUCCAGCAUUGAGUACGCUUGCACAUGGGUUUUCAGUCUCAUUGAAAGAAGCUCUCAAGAGUUCGAGUAAAGAACAGCGACUUGAAUCUGAGACGACUUGAGCUGGGCCUCCUCUACGUCAUUUUAUUUACACUUCAGAGAGCGGAGAAGAAGGGAUUAAAAUCAGUGAGCCUUGUUGUCUUUAAAAUCAGCUGGACACAUGAUGACCAUCCGUUGAGAGCGUAAAACAUCGUGGCCUUGCUUGGUGACGUGCUGCUCCCUCCUCUGUCCUUGUCCCUGUCUCCAGCCCUGCCUCCGCCCCACCCGAACCAUCACCAUGGAGAUUAAGAAAGACGCCGACACCUUGUCGACUGGCUCCAUGCGUUUGAAGCAGGAGAUCUCCUUGCUCCACGGGGUCUGCCUCAUCGUGGGCAACAUGAUCGGCUCGGGCAUCUUCGUGUCUCCCAAAGGGGUUCUCCUCUACACAGGAUCCUUCGGCCUGUCACUGGUGGUGUGGGCCAUCGGCGGGGUCUUCUCCGUGUUCGGGGCUCUGUGCUACGCCGAGCUGGGAACCACCAUCCACAAGUCUGGGGCCAGUUACGCAUAUAUCCUGGAGUCCUUUGGAGGCUUUCUGGCUUUUAUUAGGCUGUGGACGUCCCUGAUGAUCGUGGAGCCAGCCUGCCAGGCUGUCAUAGCCCUCACCUUCUCUAACUACCUGGUGCAGCCCUUCUACCCCACCUGCACAGCCCCCUACGAUGCUGUGAGACUCAUAGCAGCAGCCAUCAUCGGUCUCCUGACGUGUGUGAACUGUAUGAAGGUGAAGUGGGGGGCCAUCCUCCAGGUGGUCUCUACAGUAGCGAAGGUCCUGGCUCUCAUCGUCAUCAUCAUCGCUGGGAUGGUGAAGCUGGGACAAGGCCAUACGCAGAACUUUGAGGAUUCGUUUAAGGGUUCUAAAGUGAACCCUGGGGACAUGGCCCUGGCUCUGUACGCUGCGCUCUACUCCUACUCGGGCUGGGACACACUCAACUUCAUCACCGAGGAGAUUAAGAACCCGGAGAGGAACCUUCCGUUGGCCAUAGGGAUCUCAAUGCCCAUCGUCACGGUGAUCUACAUCCUGACUAACGUUGCCUACUACACCGUGAUGAAUGCUGAAACCGUCCUGGCCAGUGAGGCUGUGGCUGUGACGUUUGCUGAUGAGAUGCUGGGCUGGGCUCGGUGGCUGAUCCCCCUGUCAGUGGCCAUCUCUUGUUACGGAGGACUCAACUCCUCCAUCAUCGCUGCCUCCAGGCUGUUCUUCGUGGGCUCCAGGGAGGGUCAUUUACCCAACGUCCUCUGCAUGAUCCACGUCAAGCGCUACACUCCCAUCCCGGCCCUGCUCUUCAACGGCGGCAUGUCUUUGAUCUACCUGUGUGUGAAGGACGUGUUCCAGCUCAUCAACUACUUCAGCUUUAACUACUGGCUGUUCAUCGGUCUCUCCAUCGCCAGCCAGAUCUACCUCCGGGUCAAAGCUCCGGACAUGCACCGGCCCAUCAAGCUCUCCCUCUUCUUCCCCAUAGUGUACUGUCUAUGCAGUGUGUUCCUGGUGGUAGUACCUCUCUACAGUGAUACCAUCAACUCUCUGGUGGGUAUCGGCGUGGCUCUGUCUGGAGCGCCAGUCUACUAUAUCUGUAUCCACCUGCCCCCCUCCUCCAGACCUGCCUUCCUGGGCAGGAUGCUCGACACGAUCUCCCUGAACACCCAGAAGCUGUGUCUGUGCUGUGUGGUCUCACCUGACAUAGACCUGGACAACAUCCCUGAGGAGAAGCUGGAGUAAAGGAAGGAGAGACUAAGCCAUAGGUGGAACAUACAGCCCACCGCCGCCUCCACGACACAAGGCUUAUCGAUGAAGCAGUUUAUUCUUUUCUUUACCAGGACAUGACUUUUUUUUAAAUUGAUGUGAAUUGAUUUCCUAUGGGACUGCACAGUGAGUGUGUUGUAUUCAGUGCUUUGGUUGGCAUGAGGAAAGCCACGUUCUUGUGCUGGUGACCUGCCACAUGCAAAACAGCACAAUGUAGUUCACUCCUACUUGUUACACCUAUGGACACUGUCAAUUAUGGAAGUUGAACCAUUCAAAAAAAGCAAGAAAUCCAAAUGGAGAUUUCAACAGGACCUCCUACUGACCAUUUAGGACCUCCUACUGACCAUUUAGGACCUCCUACUGACCAUUUAGGACCUCCUACUGACCAAAGAUUGUUUUUGAAGUUAGUGGAGAUUGAAGUGUUUGUUGCUUUGUCUAGAUAUUGAAUGAGUUGGAUAUUAAAGUCGUGAUUUUAUUUUUUAAGUUGGGAGUGGUUAAUCGAAGAUACCUGUUCUGACCCAACUUUAGUUUCCUUCGGCCAUGUGUGUGUGCUCGCAAAUUGCUUAUCAAUGACCUGUCUUUGACAGUUUUAGGUCCGUACUCUCCUAUACAAGGGUCGCUGAAGGUUAUUCCAUCCACUUAGUGAUGGUGUCAAGUGACUUUGACAUAUGUACUGUAUGGAAACUGGCAUGGGUUUGAGCCAUUAUGGAGUUGAAGUAAUGUUUAUUGGUGAACCGACUGAAUUAGAACAAAUGGUUCCUAUUUGGUUCUUUAGUUGUCUCUACCAAGCUAAGCUAUUCUCCCUGAUAACUCGCUCAGUCCCAUGACAAUAGAUUGCUGUUGCUGUUUUGUUGCCUUUUCUAUCCUGCCGUUUGUUUUUAAGUGUUAUUUCUCACCAAUUUGUCCUUGAUGGACUGACGAUAGUCAUUUAGUUACUGUUGCCUUUAGGCCACUUUUGAUCUCACUUGGAUGCUAUCAUUCUAUGACCUCACCAGUUAUUGACAUUGUUACUGUUACCAUGGUUGUCCUAUUGAUGUCCAGAAAGUAACACGUAGGCCCAUAGAUUCUUUAGAUUCUUAGCCUAUGCCGUUAUUACGCUAAGCUAGCGCUCUAAACAAUAAAUCCCGAGCGGGUGUGGUAUAUGGCCAAUCUACCACGGUUUGGACUGUUCAUAUGCACGAUGCAAUGCGGCCAUAUACCACAAACCCCCGAGGGGCAUUAUUGCUAUUAUAAACUGGCUACCAACAUAAAAAUAAACGUUUAUUUUUAUUUUUUAUACCUGUGGCGUACAGUCUGAUGUACCACUCCUAUCAGCAUUCAGAGCUCGAACCACCCAGGUCAUAACACCUUUUAGCCUAAUCAUAAUAACACCUUUUAUCCUAUUCCAAGGGUUGGCAACUCUUAUUUUCAAAUACAAUCUCUUUAGGCUUAGUAAUGGUCAAUUUGCAGUUUAAAAAUGUAUUAUAAUUAUGUUCCCCCCCCGACCAUUCGCUCCGACAAACAUCGGAGCGAUACCCUUAGUACACAAAUCUAGUUAGCUUUCUCAGUCAGCGUUGAAGUCACCGACAGCGACAUGAUAACAGCACUCGAUAUUCAAAUUAUUAACAUUUUACUGACACAUUUUAAACCAUACGCCUUUCUGAAGAACCAAACGGACAGUUACUGAUGUAGAAAUGGGAAACUGUAUAAAGGAUAUGUCCAAUUUAUAUUUUGUAUUAAAAAAAAAAAGAAGUUUUUUACAAUUUUAGAUGGUUAUCCUAUUAAUGAAAUCUCAGCCAUAGACUUGUCAUGCAUGUCUCACUUUCCAUUGUUCUUUUGUCAUCUUGUUUUAGACCUAGAAAUUCUACAACAUACAGUUGAAGUCAGAAGUUUACAUACACCUCAGCCAAAUACAUUUAAACUACGUUCUUUCACAAUUCCUGACAUUUAAUCCUAGUAACAAUUCCCUGUCUUAGGUCAGUUAGGAUCACCACUUUUAUUUUUAGAAUGUGAAAUGUCAGAAUAAUAGCAGAGAGAAUGAUUUAUUUCAGCUUUAAUUUCUUUCAUCACAUUCCCAGUGGGUCAGGAGUUUACAUACACUCAAUUAGUAUUUGGUAGCAUUGCCUUUAAAUUGUUUAACUUGGGUCAAAUGUUUCGGGUAGCCUUCCACAAGCGUCCCAGAAUAAAUUGGGUGAGUUUUGGCCCAUUCCUCUGGACAGAGUUGGUGUAACUGAGUCAGGUUUGUAGGCCUCCUUGCUCGCACACGUUUUUUUUUUGUUGGUCAGGGCUUUGUGAUGGCCACUCCAAUACCUUGACUUUGUUGUCCUUAAGCCAUUUUGCCACAACUUUGGAAGUAUGCUGUGGGUCAUUGUCCGCUUGGAAGACACCGUUGCGACCAAGCUUUAACUUCCUGACUGAUGUCUUGAGAUGUUGCUUCAAUAUACCCACAUAAUUUUCCUCCCUCAUGAUGCCAUCUAUUUUGAAGUGCACCAGUCCCUCCUGCAGCAAAGCACCCCCACAACAUGAUGCUGCCACCCCCGUGCUUCACUGUUGGGAUGGUGUUCUUUGGCUUGCAAGCAUCCCCCUUUUUCCUCCAAACAUAAGGAUGGUCAUUAUGGCCAAACAGUUCUAUUUUUGUUUCGUCAGACUAGAGGACAUUAACCCCGAAAGUACGAUCUUUGUCACCAUGUGCAGUUGCAAACCGUAGUCUGUCCUUUUUAUGAUGGUUUUGGAACAGUGGCUUCUUCCUUGCUGAGCGGCCUUUCAGGUUAUUAUCGAUAUAGUACUCGUUCUACUGUGGAUAUAGAUACUUGUGUACCUGUUUCCUCCAGCAUCUUCACAAGGUCCCUUGCUGAUGUUUUGGGAUUGAUUUGCACUUUUCGCAGCAAAGUACAUUAAUCUCUAGGAGACAGAACGCAUCUCCUUCCUGAGCGGUAUGAUGGCUGCGUGGUCCCAUGGUGUUUAUACUUGCGUACUGUUUGUACAGAUUAACGUGGUACCUUCAGGUGUUUGGAAAUUUCUCCCAAGGAUGAACCAGACUUGUGGAAGUCUACAAAAAAAUGUUCUGAGGUCUUGGCUAAUUUCUUUUUUGUUUUUCCCAUGAUGUCAAGCGAAGAGGCACUGAGUUUGAAGGUAGGCCUUAAAAUGCAUCCACAGGUACACCUCCAAUUGACUCAAAUUAUGUCAAUUCGCCUAUCAGAAGCUUCUAAAGCCAUGACAUAAUUUUGAGGAAUUUUCCAAGCUGUUUAAAGGCACAGUCAAAUUAGUGUAUGUAAACUUCUGACCCACUGGAAUUGUGAUACAGUGAAAUAAUCUGUCUGUAAACAAUUGUUGGAAAAAUUUGUCAUGCACAACUUGCCAAAACUAUAGUUUGUUAACAAGACAUUUUUGGAGUGGUUGAAAAUAAGUUUUAAUGACUCCAGCCUAAGUGUAUGUAAAUGUCUAACUUCAACUGUACUUUUGGUAGAAUUCAAUGCCAUAUGUGCAUUCAUGCCAUUUUAAUUGAACAUUCUGUCAGCUGCGUUCUUUAAGAAUAAUGCAACAUCUUCUUUACGGUCCAAUUCUUUAAGACACUGGACCAAAUAUUACAACUACUGGUUGGGACAUAUUGGACUAAUAUGCAUUAUCUAAUGUUACAUGAACUAAUAUGAAGGUGGUUGAGGGACAGUGAAUGGCACGACAAUGGGCCUCAGGAUCUCGUCAUGGUGUCUGUGCAUUCAAAUUGCCAUUGAUAAAAUGCAAUUGUGUUCGUUGUCCGUACCUUAUGCCUGCCCAUACCUUAACCCCACCGUCACCAUGGGGCACUCUGUUCACAACGUUGACAUCAGCAAACCGCUCAUCCCCGUGACUUCAUACACGUGGUCUGCGAUGUUGAGGCCGGUUAGACGUACUGCAAAAUUCUCUAAAAUGGAGGCGGCCUAUGGUAGAAAUGAACGUUCAAUUCUCUGGCAACAGUUCUCAUGGACAUUCCUGCAGUCAGCAUACCAAUUGCACACUCCCUCAACUUGAGACUUCUGUGGCAUUGUGCUGUGACGUAACUGCACAUUUGUGUCCUUUUUAUUGUCCCCAGCACAAGGUGCACCUGUGUAACAAUCAUUCUGUUUAAUCAGCUUCUUGAUAUGCCACACCUGUCAGGUGGAUGGAUUAUCUUGGUAACGGCGAAAUGCUCACUAACAAGGAUGUAAACAAAUUUGUUCAAAAUUUGAGAGAAGGUUUUGUGCGUAUGGAGAAGUUCUCUAAUCUUUUAUUUCAGUUUGUGAAACAUGGGACCAACACUUUACAUAUUACGUUUUUAUAUUUUUCAGUGUACAGAUGUGGUCAAUGGCAUCUUGACAUUUGCUUUAAUGUAACGUUUUCUCUUAUUCCAUCCCGAGCUGUUGACAGGUUAAGAGACUUGGUGAAUCAAAUUCAUUUGUCUUACAUGAACUGAUUUGUGAAACGGAAUCAAUUCCACGGAUGUAUGGCUGCCAUUUUUAAUGUCUCUAGAGUCUUUUUGAUGUAACUUUUGAUUGUUGUUAGUGGGCAGGUAUACAGCAGUUUGGCAUUUGGGAAUUAUUCUGGCCAGGUUAGGGCAGAACAAAAAAAGUGGAUCGUUAGACCCAUCUCCCUAGCAUUAUAUGUUACUCUUGGUGACGUCACUUAUCUUCCACUGCUGGUGGGUUUGGUAACUUUAUGCCUUUUUUAAAAAAUGUUAAAAUGUAUUCACUGUAUUCAAAACUGGGGACAUUU
Salvelinus fontinalis (brook trout) is the source of this 6563-nucleotide messenger RNA. RefSeq names its product Y+L amino acid transporter 2-like. Lineage: Eukaryota; Metazoa; Chordata; Actinopteri; Salmoniformes; Salmonidae. The transcript is spliced from 11 exons. Gene Ontology annotation, molecular function: basic amino acid transmembrane transporter activity; L-amino acid transmembrane transporter activity. Gene Ontology annotation, cellular component: membrane. Gene Ontology annotation, biological process: amino acid transmembrane transport. The record is from RefSeq and is a predicted model, not a curated record. Bases 357 to 1832 code for a protein of 491 amino acids.